AUGGGCUACGUCCCCAAUACCCCCGAAGACCGCCUCGAGCGGUCCGAUUCCAAGAAUCCAAAGACGACCUGCAAAGGUCUCACGACCUCCGGAAAUCUUUGUCGAAAUCCCAUUACUCCCGUCCGAGGAAAGCUACUCUCCCCUACCGAAAAGGAAGAGUCGCUUUACUGUCAUCAUCAUAAGGACCAGGCCGCAAGCCGAUCAACCCAGUCGAGCCCCGGGCCUAGGUUAUCGGGUCGGCCCAUACUCGAAGAGCGUACCAGUAUCGAUACCCUCGCAGACCGCCUUGGCCUUGUCGAUGUCGGAUCGAACCCAACGAAGAAGCAUAAGCGGCCUCGACCUGGUGUGAAGCCAGAGUCUGGCAACUAUGAGAAGCCGCAAAGUGCGGCACGCCCCAAGCCGAAGAAGGGCAAGGAGCUCUCUUGCUGUUUCUGCUUCACAAUUCCUCUCGAAGAAGUUCAAGAGGAACAGACACCACCUCGUCCCCAGCCCCGACCGGUCCAGCAUGGUGGCUCUGCUGCAAUGCCCUCGCGGCCGUCGAACACUCACCUCUCUCCGCCGAGUAACUCCCGACCUCGACCGAGCACAUCGAGCCACUCCCGAAAGAGUUCGAACCCUGCCUCGCCGCAACCGUUGUCUCAGUCGCAGACGGCGCAAUACCUCUCCCUCAUCCCACCCACGACCGACCCGCAGACUGCCUCGGCGCUGAUGGCGGAGCUUGCGCGUCCGUACGGCAGCUCCGAGGAGCCGGGAUACAUCUACAUGUUCUGGAUCAUGCCUACUUCAAAAAAGGCAGGGGCACCGGUGAACGACGCCCGUUCGCUGCUCACUCCGCCCUCGCCUGCUCGCGGCGGGGGACGCCAGCGACGGACGAGCGACGUGGUGUCCUCUGUUGCAAACGCCAGCAAGGGCUCAGCGGACAACAAGAUGCUUAUAAAGAUUGGGCGCGCGGCGAAUGUGCAGCGGCGCAUGCAGCAAUGGUCACGGCAAUGCUCGUAUGACGUCGAAGUCCUGCGUUAUUACCCAUACAUACCGGGCGCCAGCCAGGCUUCGGGAGAACAGCCGCGAAUGACACCCCAUGUGCAUCGCGUCGAGAGGCUGAUUCAUAUUGAGUUAUCGGGAAUGGGACUGCACGCUGGACCGAUUUCGUGCGACGGGUGCAACCAAGUCCACAAGGAGUGGUUUGAAGUGCAGACCUCCAAGAAGGGUAUCGGGGCUGUGGAUGAGGUUAUUCGCAGAUGGACCGACUUUGACGAGACGCAAGUAGCGUGA
Messenger RNA from Colletotrichum truncatum, 1272 nucleotides. RefSeq lists its product as uncharacterized. NCBI's taxonomy places the organism in Eukaryota, Fungi, Ascomycota, Sordariomycetes, Glomerellales, Glomerellaceae. The record is from RefSeq and is a predicted model, not a curated record.